Molecule: messenger RNA, 2937 nt
Organism: Phyllostomus hastatus (greater spear-nosed bat)
Lineage: Eukaryota; Metazoa; Chordata; Mammalia; Chiroptera; Phyllostomidae
Gene: RABEP2
Product: rabaptin, RAB GTPase binding effector protein 2
Exons: 13
Coding region: 348-2438 (696 amino acids)
Biological process (GO): endocytosis
Cellular component (GO): intracellular membrane-bounded organelle
Molecular function (GO): growth factor activity; GTPase activator activity
Source: RefSeq, a predicted model, not a curated record
AGGGGGAUUAGCAGGAAGCGGUGAAUGGUUGAAUAUCAAAGUGGGGAACGUGUAAGUUCCUGACUUCUACGACCGACUACGAGGGGACACAGACCCCCAAAGUGGAGCCAAUCCAGCCCUGCGCCGAGGGACGUUCCACGAGGGCAGAGGUGUAGGGAGGCCUGGCAACAAUUCUCUGUGAAGUGAGCCAGGCUCCAGCGGAAUGGCGGCCAGGGGCUGAGCAAGGGUUCAGCUCCGGGGCUCGGGAGAGACCGCGAGAGCUUUGUCUUCUGAGCGGCGGGGGUCCCGGAGGAAGUAUAAUUUCAACAGAGCUUCUAAAGUCACACGGAGACACUAGGAAGCCUUUGAUGAGAACUUCGUCGGGUUUUGAAGGACUAGUAUCCUCCUUGAACAGCGCUACCCAGGAAGGAAGACGAAGACGGGCGGGGCCGGGCCCGGCGUCGCUUCGGAUAUCUUCGGUCUCAGCCUCAAGCCCGGCUGAUCCGGAAACAGCCGAGCGGAUCCGGAAACAGCCGAGCGCACCCGGAAGCGGUGAGCGCGGUCACCAGGGAGUACGGGACCCCGCCGUUUGCGCGGAGGCGAUGGCGGCAGCUGGGCCGGCAGCCGCGGGCGAGGAUGGCCUGGGACGGCAGCCGGCGACUGCCCUUGAUCCCCAGCCCCAGGAGGGGGCAAAGGCUGAGGCCGAAUCAGUGGAGCUCGACCGACUUCGGGUUGAGCUGGCAGGCGCCCUGGCAGAAAUGGAGACCAUGAAGGCUGUGGCCGAGGUGAGCGAGAGCACGAAGGCCGAGGCUGUGGCUGCGGUGCAGCGGCAAUGCCAAGAGGAGGUGGCCUCCCUGCAGGCCAUCCUGAAAGAUUCCAUCAGCAGCUACGAAGCCCAGAUCACUUCUCUGAAGCAGGAGAGGCAGCAGCAGCAGCAGGAUUGUGAGGAGAAGGAGCGGGAGCUGGGCCGCCUGAAGCAGCUGCUGUCCCGGGCUCACCCCCUGGACUCCUUGGAGAAGCAGAUGGAAAAGGCCCAUGAGGACUCGGAGAAGCUGCGAGAGAUUGUGCUGCCCAUGGAGCAGGAGAUAGAGGAGCUGAAGGCGAAACUGUUGAGGGCGGAGGAGCUGAUUCAAGAGAUCCAGAGACGUCCCCGGCAUUCCCCUUCCCUGCAUGGUUCCACGGAGUUGCUGCCUCUGUCCCGAGACCUGUCUCCCCCGCUGGAGCCUCUCGAGGAGCUGAGCGGAGAUGGGGGUGCAGCGGCCGAGGCCUUCGCCCACAACUGUGACGACAGCGCCUCCAUCUCCUCCUUCUCCCUUGGCGGCGGGACUGGCAGCAGCGCUUCACUGCCCCAUAGCCGCCAGGCCCUGAGCCCUGAGCAGGAAGAGACAGCCUCCCUGGUGUCCACGGGCACCCUUGUCCCUGAGGGCAUCUACCUACCACCUCCUGGUUACCAGCUUGUCCCAGACACCCAGUGGGAGCAGCUGCAAAUGGAGGGGCGGCAGCUGCAAAAGGACCUGGAGAGCAUUAGCCGUGAGCGGGAUGAGCUGCAAGAGGGCCUGAGACGAAGCAAUGAGGACUGUGCCAAGCAGAUGCAGGUGCUCCUGGCCCAGGUCCAGAACUCAGAGCAGCUGCUGCAGACCCUGCAGGGGACUGUGAGCCAGGCUCAGGAGCGGGUUCAGCUGCAGAUGCAGAGAAGGGGGGUAGGGGCUUUCUGGCUGUCAGCACAUUUGGAGGAGGGUUCAGGAUUUGGCCUCACAGGAGACAGAGACACUUGCCCCCCUCAUUUCCCGGAACCGACUCUCCAUACCCAGGCAGAGCUGGCCACCUCCCACAAGUGCCUGAGCCAUGAGGUAAAGCGGCUGACAGAAGAAAACCAAGGGCUCCGGGCUGAGCAGCCACCACCUGCAGCCCCCCGGGUCCUGGAGCAGGAUGCGGGCCAGGAGGAGGCGCUGCCCAGCUCAGUCCUGGAACUGCAGCAGCUGGUACGCUGCAUGGGGCAGGAGGCAAGGGCCCAUCAGCAGGCCAGGGAACAUGAGGCUGAGCGCCUUCGGAUUGAGAUUGUGACGCUGCGGGAGGCGCUGGAGGAAGAGACUGCGGCACGGGCCAGCCUGGAGGGGCAGCUGAGGGUGCAGCGGGAGGAGACAGAGGUGUUAGAGGCCUCCCUGUGCAGCCUGAGGACAGAGAUGGAGCGGAUCCAUCAGGAACAGAGCAAGGCUCCAGCCGGUGCCCUGUCCUCACAGGCUCAGCUCACAGACCUCCUCUCAGAACAGAGGGCAAAGGUGCUGCGGCUGCAGGCCGAAUUGGAGACCAGUGAACAGGUGCAGAGGGAUUUUGUACGACUGUCCCAGGCCCUGCAGGUGCGCCUGGAACAGAUCCGCCAGGCAGAGAGUCUGGAGCAAGUGCGCAGCAUCAUGGACGAGGCGCCCCUCAGGGACAUCAGGGACAUCAAGGACUCCUGAGAGGCCAGACCCACCCACUAUGGGGAGACUGCUUUUCUCCACUGCAGAACUAUUAAGCCUAAGCUUUGGGGGCCUCAGGAUGGAGUCUUCCCCUCUCCAAGCCUGGGGUUUAGGGGAUGGGGCCACCACCACCCUGGCCCUCCAGGGCCUCCUCCCAGGAGUGACUGGGCCUUCUGCUUCCAAGGAUGACACUGGGUGAGGGUCCCAACUGCCCCCUGGAACCAAAGGUGCAGGCUCAGCCCUGUGACUUUCUGGCUGCUAUGCUGCCUCCUGGGCCCUAACCCUCAUGCCCCUGUCCCCUUUCCUAAGGCACAGCCAGGCUGUGGGUGGUGGCUGGGAGCCUCUGUCCAUACAUGCACCCUGGACAGGCAGCUGCUUUCUGGACUGCAUGACACUAAGAUGCUUGUCCCCAAGGGCCUGACCCAGGCCCCAAGAUGUGCAUGGAGGCGAGGCCAGACUUUUCUGUCAUUUAUUUUCAAUAAAUAAGCAGCUCAGCUCA